AUGCAACGCUAUUCUCGCUUUCUGCGACGCAAGAGUGACGCCAUUUCAUCUCGCACCGGCUCCUGCAAGCAUCGAGAGAAGAUCUUUGUUGGGAACCUUUCGCCGAACACUACGGCUGAGGAGAUCCGCUCCCUUUUCUCUCAGUAUGGCAAAAUAUCUGAGUGUGACAUUGUGAAAAACUUUGGCUUUGUGCACAUGGAUGACAAAGCAGAGGCAGAUGAAGCCAUUCGAAAUCUUCACCAUUACAUGCUGAAUGGUUUGGCCAUGAAUGUGGAGAUGAGCAAAGGGAAGCCCAAGACCUCUACCAAACUUCACGUCGGGAACAUCAGCAGUAGCUGCACCAACCAAGAACUCAGGGCCGCGUUUGAGGAGUAUGGUCCUGUGGUGGAGUGUGACAUAGUGAAAGACUAUGCAUUUGUUCACAUGGAGCGAGUGGAAGAUGCUAUGGAGGCCACCAGUGGCUUGGACAACACAGCCUUUCAAGGCAAACUGAUGAGCGUGAAGCUUUCGACUAGCCGCCUGCGUACCGCGCCGGGAAUGGGAGAGAGAGCGGGUUGUUAUCGGUGCGGGCAGGAAGGCCACUGGUCCAAAGAAUGCCCAAUUGACCAGAACGGCUCCUACAGAGAGGGCCCUGGCUCGGCAGGAUAUGGGUCCCUCAGGUUCGGUGAGGGUGGCGAAUGUGGUGGCCGGGGGUUUCAUCGCGGCGACUACAGUGGCGAGCCGGCCUUCGGUGGCAACUUUUCACAUGGCUUCUCCAGGGGAGCAGCGUACGGCGUCCCAGGGUAUGGAAGGGGCGCGGGGUUUGAGAGCGCAGUGAGUUACGGUAUGCCAGCGGGCUACAGCAUUGGCGCGGAUAAUAGCAUGGUCCCCACGUACGGCAGUGAGGCUGCGUAUGGGAGCAGUGGCGUGGCCUAUGGCGGUGCGAUGCCUGCGUACCCAAUACGGCGACCACCCUAUGAGGAAAGAGAUCCGUACGGGGUGGUGGACUUCUACGAGAAAUAUCGGGCACGUCCGUACGGAGCAAGUUAUUUUGAAGAUAGACGCGCGGUUCCACCUCCUGUCCCUCCUCCCCCAUCCUCCUCGGCGGUCGUGAGAGAGCGCCUGUCCUCCUCUAACCAUGACCCAUAUGAGCACCAUCCCCUUCCCCAUCCUCCGGCUCCCACCUCUUCAUACUAUGUCCGUGAGCGGAGCCCGAUCCGGCGAGCUCCCCUAGAGGCGGAGGGAUACGCGUAUGAGCGGUCGCGCCUCUCUCCUGUCUCUUCGCUUUCCAGGAGCUCUGCGUAUGACGUAACGCGGGAUCCAUAUGCCGCUAUGCGCUAUGCUUACUAGCCUAAUACCUGUGCGCACUCAGGUGUUUCUUGGUUGCUCAUGGAUCAUUUUAGAGGUUGUGAUACAUCCUGUUUUGCCUGGGCCAAGGACAGUACAGAUGCCCCAUUUCCUGGCACUAAACUCCUUUUGUCGUCUUAACAAACUUGAUGUAGCUGUUUUUUUUUAUUUGAUGUGUAAAUAUAUUCUUCUCGUUAAUAAAAGUUAAAACAAAAUCUCUUCUUUUUCUGUGUAAAUCAUAGCAAUUGUAUUUGUAUUGCAGUUGCUCUGGAUGUACAUUAUGGAAAAUGGUGGAAAAUUGAAUCUUCAUUUGUUUUUCUCAAUGAAAACUUUUGCGCAAUAACA
Cyprinus carpio (common carp) is the source of this 1671-nucleotide messenger RNA. Its product is annotated as RNA-binding protein 4.1-like. The transcript is spliced from 4 exons. The coding region runs from base 1 to 1329 and encodes 442 amino acids. Gene Ontology annotation, cellular component: nuclear speck. The record is from RefSeq and is a predicted model, not a curated record. Gene Ontology annotation, molecular function: zinc ion binding; mRNA binding. Gene Ontology annotation, biological process: mRNA splicing, via spliceosome. Lineage: Eukaryota; Metazoa; Chordata; Actinopteri; Cypriniformes; Cyprinidae.